CCCCCUCGCAUCCCUCGGCUCGGCCGCCGGCUGGCUUCAUCCCUCCGCCACCCUCGGAGCCUCUCGGGGUGCCCCGUCCUCCUCCCCAGCCCCAGCCCCAGCCCGCUGGUGCCUGCCCAGAGCCCAUGUGGCUCAGCCCGCUCGCCCUGUCGCCGCGGGGCCGGCGUUGAGCCGGGCAGGGUGCUGCUGGCCACCCUCCCUGCCGGGGCCGGGGCACCCCGCUUUGGGUCAUGCCCGCCCCGGCCACCGUGCCGAGUGCCACGGGGACGGCUCUUCCCACCCUACGCUGGGACCCAUGUGGCUUCUGAGCCACCCGCGCACCCUCGAGGUUUGGAGCCGGUGCUGAGCGGAGGGAUGGGCAGUGCCAGCCCCGGGCUGACCACUCUGCCCCCCAGCCGCUUCGCCCGGCCAGACGCUGCCCUGCUGCCCCCCCCCCAGGACCCCGACACCUGGAGCUGGGGCUGCCCGGAUAGCCCCAGCCCCCCCGCCACCCCCGAGCAGCCCCUGCCUGCUUUCUGCCUGCACUACUUCGACAUGCUCUACUCGGAGGACAUCGCCUGGGCCACCAAAGGCAUGGGGGAACCGUCCCAAAGCGAUGCCCAGGGGGGGCGAGGGGAGGCCCAGAAGGAGCCGGAGCAAUGUCCCAUCAUCGACAGCCAGGGCUUGGGGCUGGGGGCCGAGGGGGACCUGCAGGCCAGCCUGCACCUGGAGGAGCACUCGCUGGAGCAGGUACAGAGCAUGGUGGUGGGCGAAGUGCUGAAGGACAUCGAGACAGCCUGCAAGCUCCUCAACAUCGCCGCAGACCCCGCAGACUGGAGCCCCGGCAACGUGCAGAAGUGGAUCCUGUGGACGGAGCACCAGUACCGGCUGCCGCAGAUCGGGAAGUCCUUCCAGGAGCUGUCGGGAAAGGACCUGUGUGCCAUGUCCGAGGAGCAGUUCUGCCAGCGCUCCCCCGCCUGCGGGGACAUCCUGCAUGCCCACCUCGACAUCUGGAAGUCUGCCGCCUGGAUGAAGGAAAAAGCCACCCCAGGAGAUGUGAGAUACUGCGCAGGAGGUGAUGCCAGCUGGGCGGACAGCGAGGUGGACUCAUCCUGCGCCGGCCAACCCAUCCACCUCUGGCAGUUCCUCAAAGAGCUGCUGCUGAAACCCCACAACUACGGCCGCUUCAUCCGCUGGCUCAACAAGGAGAAAGGCAUCUUCAAGAUCGAGGACUCGGCGCAAGUGGCCCGUCUGUGGGGCAUCCGGAAGAACCGCCCGGCCAUGAACUACGACAAGCUGAGCCGCUCCAUCCGGCAGUAUUACAAGAAAGGCAUCAUCCGGAAACCCGACAUCUCCCAGCGCCUCGUCUACCAGUUUGUCCACCCGGUCUGACCGGUGGCAAUGGGACAGGCUGAGCCCCGGGAGGGACAAGGGACCUUCGCCACCUCCCUCUGCCUCCCAGCCACAGAAACCGUCUCCCAGCUCUAAGGGACCGUGGCUGGGGAGCCGAGAGGCUCACCACCCCUCCAGGACCUGCUGGCCACAGACCAUAGGACCCCCCUCACCCCCAGCCUCGGCGGGGACCCCCAGCUGAGGGACCACCGAUGUGCUCUGGUGUGGGGCACGGACCAUGCAGAGCCCUCGCCUCCCGCGAGCGCUCCCAGGGGAGGGUGGGCACGGACUUUGGGGCCGGCGGCGAAGACGCGGGGUUGAUCGGGGUGGGAUAAAGGCAGAUGAAUUUAUGGCUGUCACGGGGCUCCCCACAACCUUGGUGCCCUUCGGCAGGGAUUGAAGGUGGGAGAGAGGCUGGGGUCACCCAGGGGAGGGGCUGGGGGACACAAGACUCCUGCCCCCAUGUCUUUUCCCCCCUCAGCACAUUUUCCUCUUACGCCACAGACCCAGGGGCAUCGUCAGGACACAGGGACCAAGCAGGACAUGUCCCAGCAGGAGACUUCAGUAUCCCCAUGGCAUCAUGCCCCAGGGCUGAUUUGAAGGGGGACACGACACCGUGGGGGCCAGAUCCUGUCCCCAUGCCACCACCAGCCUGGCUGUGGGACCAGUUGCCCUCGGUACACAUCAGGAGGGACCCUGUGCGCCGCAGCUCUGGAUUUACCCCAACAAGCAGCUCCUGGCCCUCAGCCCUGUUCGGGGUGGGGGGACAGCGUGGUGGGGGGGGCUCUGUCCUUUGCUGCACCUCGACCCUCAGCUGCAAAGAAAGGGGCUGCCUGAAUCUGGGGAGGGGGGGUGGAGGCUAAGCCUGACCCUCCCUCCUCCCCUCCCUCCUGGGUGCUGGCUGCGGGUGGCUUUGCCCCAGCCAUUGUUCGGGGAGGACAAAGCCCAGGCAUGAGCUGGGACAAUGGCACUCGCGGGGACAAUGGCACCCACGGGGACAAUGGCACCCACGGGGACAAUGGCACCCGCAGCUGCCCUUGGCUGGGCCCGCGCUGACCCGACCCUCGCAGGAGCCGCCUGGCACCGGCAGCACCGCAGCACCCAGGGGUGCUGCCUGCCACGGGGUAGCUGUGUCCUGGGCACAUCCCCUCGGGAUGGGCGCACCCCACCUUCGCUCCGGGACACUCUCAGCUUCUCCUCACCACGGGGAUUCGGGGCUGAAAAGGGGCAUUUUGCAAAGGAGCAGCUGUAAAACACAGGCACGGGGCCGUGCACGCUGGAGCAUCCCUGCAGCUGUGGGGGUCCUCUGGACCGGGUCCCCCAUCCUUGGGCAUGGGGACACCCCAAAGCUCCCCAAAGCCCCCAGGUCCUUGGCCCUGGCACAGGUCUCUUCGCUUGAUUUGGAUUUUAAUUGAACUGCCUGAUUCCUGAAUUUAGGAAAAGGGAGAUAGCAGCUUUGCCAUUUCCCUCUGCACAGUAAAUCUGAAACGCAACCCGCUGGCCCUGGACUGGGAUGGAAAACUUGGGGUUGCUUAAACUGCACAUUUCAUGAGAGUCUAAGUUACCUGGCAAUGUUGAUCUUUUAUAUUAUAAUUUUUUUAUUUGUUUAUUUGCUUUUUGGUUUUGGCUGGCAGCAAGUUGUGGUUUAGGUUCAAAUGACGAGGGUAGGCAGGCGGUCUGGGUAGCCACGAGAUGCUUUGUGGGAAUUUAAAAGGAAAAAAAAACACCUGGUUGUUGGUCUUUUGUUUUUAACUUAAA
This is a messenger RNA of Tyto alba (common barn owl), 3129 nucleotides long. RefSeq names its product SAM pointed domain containing ETS transcription factor (gene SPDEF). The coding region runs from base 355 to 1371 and encodes 338 amino acids. Lineage: Eukaryota; Metazoa; Chordata; Aves; Strigiformes; Tytonidae. The record is from RefSeq and is a predicted model, not a curated record. Gene Ontology annotation, biological process: cell differentiation; regulation of transcription by RNA polymerase II. Gene Ontology annotation, molecular function: sequence-specific DNA binding; DNA-binding transcription factor activity, RNA polymerase II-specific. The transcript is spliced from 6 exons. Gene Ontology annotation, cellular component: nucleus.